CUUAUUCGUGUCACGGUAGAUGGGAAGAGAAUGGAACAAAUUUCCUGAUAACCACGCCAGUGAGCAGAUCUUCGCACGGAGCAAGGAGGUAUUGUUUCAUUUACAAAGAGUCGAUAUCUGGAGUGAUGUUUUCCACAUCGGCAGAUAACUGUAAUCGACUGGUGAAGCCAGGAGUUACUGGAGAACUCAUUUUCAAUAUCAGUAGUACAGGGAAAUGCGUCGAGACAAAUUCUUCAAUACGUGCACAUUCACACAGUGCUUGGCUCAUCUGGACUGUUGUAUGCCUCACUGUAUCACUCAGAGCGAUCUAUCCAAGAUGAUCAACAGAUACAUGACUUAGGAAUAACUUAAUUAUGAGACUGUAAUGGUUGAAACGGUUGUGUAUUUGUACUCGAGAAAUUUGAAAGUAUGAUAUAUUGAAUAUGGUUCAAACUUGAAAAAUACCACUCACCGCUGAACAUUUAGUUUCAUGUGGCCACAGAAUGUUACUUUGUGGUACACACUUAGUUCACAGAUUUACUAAAAACCUGACAUUGAAAGUUGAAUGACUGGUUCUGUAUCUGUAUCUAUAAAGCACUUAGGCCACAUGUGACCCAUUGUACAUCCUUCCGAGGUGUCCU
This is a messenger RNA of Leptinotarsa decemlineata (Colorado potato beetle), 620 nucleotides long. RefSeq lists its product as uncharacterized. The record is from RefSeq and is a predicted model, not a curated record. Gene Ontology annotation, biological process: autophagosome-lysosome fusion. NCBI's taxonomy places the organism in Eukaryota, Metazoa, Arthropoda, Insecta, Coleoptera, Chrysomelidae.